CCGGUUGCACCCACUGGGCUGGAGCUCGGUUUUUCUUUUUCUGUUUCUUCUCCUCUUCUCAGGCCGGGACAAGGUGUCGCGCAGGGCGGGCGAGGGCAGCCGGUCUCGGGCCGGGCCCUGACUGAGGUGGCGGGGAGUGGGCCGCGCGAGCCACAUAUGAGUGGAUGGAGCCGGGCUCUGCGCUGCAGCGGAGGGGGCCGGGGCUCGGCGGCGGCGGCGGCGGCGGGCUGGGCUCGGCCGGGGUCUCUCCGGCGCUAUCGGGGCCUCAGGCCCGCCGCAGGAAACAGCCGCCGCGGCCGGCCGACUUCAAGCUGCAGGUGAUCAUCAUCGGCUCGCGUGGCGUCGGCAAGACCAGCCUGAUGGAGCGCUUCACGGACGACACUUUCUGCGAGGCCUGCAAGUCCACCGUAGGUGUUGAUUUUAAAAUCAAAACAGUAGAGCUAAGAGGAAAGAAAAUUAGAUUACAAAUCUGGGACACAGCAGGUCAAGAAAGAUUCAACAGCAUUACCUCAGCUUAUUACAGAAGUGCCAAGGGAAUAAUAUUGGUAUAUGACAUCACAAAGAAGGAGACAUUUGAUGAUUUGCCAAAAUGGAUGAAAAUGAUUGAUAAGUAUGCCUCAGAAGAUGCAGAGCUACUAUUGGUUGGAAAUAAGUUGGACUGUGAAGUGGACAGAGAAAUUAGUCGACAACAAGGAGAAAAAUUUGCUCAGCAGAUAACCGGGAUGCGUUUUUGUGAAGCUAGUGCCAAGGAUAAUUUUAAUGUGGAUGAAAUAUUUUUAAAACUAGUUGAUGACAUUUUAAAAAAGAUGCCCUUGGAUGUAAUAAGAAAUGAAUUGUCCAACAGCAUCCUGUCCCUACAGCCAGAACCAGAGAUUCCACCAGAACUGCCUCCUCCAAGACCUCAUGUCCGUUGUUGCUGACUUGCUAUUGCUUACCCCAGAGUGGAAAAGAUGACAAGCAAAAAGAAAGGGGGAAAGCUGUUUCAUUCUGUACUACAAUCAUAUGGCAGUUGUUUGUUGCACUUUGAUUCAGAGUCAGAACUACACACUAAUUUGUAAAUAUGCAGAUAUGCAAACUAGAUAGGAUAAGGCUGUAACUGUUUAAAUAUUGCUCUUUCCACACCUUUUUUUCACUUCUCUUUUCUCAGCCCUAUAAAUAUUGUACAAUUUGGUGGGAAACCGAGGAUGUAAGAAAUUAAAUGCAUACUUAAUUAUUCUCAACAUAAAUGUUGUAAUAGUCCUCAAUAUAAACAGAAUCUCUUAGUAUAUGGUGCUUUGAUAGCUUUUUAAAAGAAAAUAUUUUAAAUUUCAACUCGACAUAUGUAAAGCUUUCUAAAGCAGCAUUAUCCCUUAUAAAUUCAAAUAAAUUGCUGGUAAAACACUUAUGUGUAUAAUAAUUCAGAAGUAAAUUCUUGGUCACUGGGCUCCUGGGUUUAUUCUAGGGUAGGGAUCGAUAGGUUUGAGUGCAGUCCAUCAAGUAUCAUAGUAGACCUCAAAUCAUUUCAACAGGUGAUUUCAGGCAGGUACUACAGAAGUGAAGAGGGGUGGUAGAGCAGAAGGAUUGAGUUCUGAACACACAGGCAAUUAGUGUCAGCAAUGUUUCUUUAUUUAUUAACUUUCACCCUAGAUCAUUUGUAUGUGUGAACCAAGGAACUGUGUUCUGUGUGGUUUUUAAAGGAUGAAUUGGCACCUUGACCUAAUUAGUGUCCUCAAACAUAAAUUAAUGAGCAGUCAGAUACUGUAUAAAACAGAGAAAUAUUUGCAAAUUAUUUUUAAAAAAAGGUUUAAGAGUUACUUCUUCUGUCAUAGAUAAAUUUGUUUAAAGUUAUUUUUAAACUUUCCUAUGUUAUAAGGAAUAAUGUAUGUUUAUUUGUCUUAUAUAUAAUUAACUUAUAUAUAAGUUUAUUCCCAUCAAAAAUUCUAAGCUAAAGAGGAAUUGGAUUUUUUUGUUUUUAUUUUGGUCAUAAUGAAUUUGUGAACUGUAUCUUUUUGGUAUAUCUUUAUUAAAUCUGCACUGUAUACCUUAGUUGUGGUAAACCAGUAGUUUUGUAUUUGAAUAACUUGAUAAGUCUUUAAUGUUGUGGUAUUGAAAAGCAUUGUCGUUCUAUACUAAUGACGUGCCAAUAAACUUUUGUAUUUAUGAAUGACAGUAGAAUUGCAUCUCUUACUGGAAUGCCAAAUCUCAAAUACUGUCCUCCUGAAGAUCCAAUUUUGAGAGAAAUUGAUAAAAUUAUCUCUAUAGUUGGUUAAACCUGUAUAUGUGGAUGUAUUGACUUGCAACAAAUCUUACGCAUGCUUUCUCAGUUGUGAAUUCCAUUGAAUUCAAUGCAAUUCAAUCCAUUAUCAGUGUUUAGGACUAAAACCCUAAUCAAGCUGCUAUCCUGCAGCAUUUGUUACAGUACUUUAAGAUACCGUAGCAAGAGUAAUGAUGUUUUAUCAAUGCAUGGACUUCAGUUGUAUGUACUAAGCAAUUAGUCUGAAUUCUGACUUUUCUGAAAUUUUUUCUUCAGAUUUCUGAGACAUAAAAAAGCUACAGUUUAAGUAUACAAAAUUGUUUUUAUUGAACUCAGUACACCUCAUUUAAGUCAUUUAGGUCCAAAUAAAAAAUGCACAAUUGAAAUGUAUUUCUUCUACCACAAUGUGCCUAUACAAGUGUCAUUCUUCAUACAGAUACUUUAAGGCUUUUUACCAUGAUGAUUAGAUGAAGUUUGCCAUUUUUGUACCACUGUAAACUUGUAUUAUAGGUGAUAACAAUGAAAACAGACUUAUGGACAAUACAUUUAAACUUGAUAAACAUUUAGGUGAUUUUUCCCUGUAUUUAAAAUGUGUUGUUUGCUUUCAAUUCUUGAAUAAAAGUAUAAGAAAACAAA
This is a messenger RNA of Pantherophis guttatus, 2869 nucleotides long. RefSeq names its product RAB12, member RAS oncogene family (gene RAB12). NCBI's taxonomy places the organism in Eukaryota, Metazoa, Chordata, Lepidosauria, Squamata, Colubridae. The record is from RefSeq and is a predicted model, not a curated record. Gene Ontology annotation, molecular function: GTPase activity; GTP binding. Gene Ontology annotation, biological process: Rab protein signal transduction.